AUGGCUACCUCUAAGCCUCAGGAGAAUAUGCUUUGGGGAGGGCGAUUCACUGGCGGAUUGGAUCCGCUGAUGGUGACUUACAACGAGUCUAUUCAUUUCGACCGCACGAUAUAUGCACAGGAUAUCAAGGGUAGCAUUGCCUACGCUAGAGCCAACUCGAAGAUCGGCAUUCUUACAGCUGACGAAUUCGCUGCCAUUGAGAAAGGCUUCCAGCAGGUUCUGAAGGAAUGGGAAUCCAACACGUUUGAAAUCAAACCUGGAGUCGACGAGGACAUUCACACAGCAAACGAGAGACGGCUGGGUGAGAUCAUAGGCACUGGCGUAGCAGGAAAGCUACACACUGGCCGUUCGAGGAACGAUCAAGUUGCGACCGGCAUGCGACUGUGGCUCCGAGACCAGCUCCGACUGCUCGACGAACAUCUCACAGCUCUGCUUCGGACACUAAGUGCACGAGCCAAAGCCGAGAUUAGUGCCCUGAUGCCAGGAUACACUCACCUCCAGCGUGCUCAACCCAUUCGUUGGUCACACUGGCUACUCAGCUACGGGACUGCUUUCGCGAACGACCUCGAGCGCUUACGACAGCUGAUACCACGCGUGAACAAGUCACCUCUCGGUGCUGGUGCAUUGGUAGGCAACCCCUUCGGCAUCGACCGAGCCGCAAUCGCGAAGGAGCUGGGCUUCGACGGUCUUAUCAACAACUCGAUGGCCGCAGUAGCAGAUCGAGACUUUGUGGUAGAGACACUACAAUGGGCCAGCAUGCUCAUGACGCAUAUUUCAAGAUGGGCAGAAGAUCUUAUCAUCUACAGCACAGCAGAAUUUGGCUUCGUUCGUCUAGCAGAUGCGUACAGCACAGGCUCAAGUCUCAUGCCGCAGAAGAAAAAUCCAGACUCUCUUGAACUACUCCGUGGGAAAUCCGGUCGAGUUUUCGGCACCAUGUGUGGUCUUAUGAUGAGUGUCAAAGGACUACCAAGUACAUACAACAAGGACUUACAGGAAUCAUGGGAGACAAUGCUCGACGGCGUUAAGACUACCUCUGACUCAAUACAAAUAGCAACAGGCGUGUUGUCAACACUUACGAUCGUCCCAGAAAAGAUGCGCUCCGCACUAUCACCUGACAUGCUUGCGACAGACCUGGCAGAUUACCUUGUCCGCAAAGGAGUGCCUUUCCGAGAAACUCACCAUAUCUCUGGUCGGGUCGUGGCUUUGGCUGAGAGCGAAGGAGUGCCGAUGGACAAGCUGUCAUUGCAGCAGUUGCAGGAAGUUGACGCCAGGUUUGGCAAGGAUGUGAUGCAGUGUUUCUCCUACGAAGAGUCGAUCAACAAGCGCACUGUGAUCGGUGGAACGAGUGAGCAGUCGGUUUUGCAGCAAAUUCAGAUUCUGGAAAACAGGAAUGUUAAAAAGCAACAAUUCGCGUAA
Molecule: messenger RNA, 1416 nt
Organism: Lithohypha guttulata
Lineage: Eukaryota; Fungi; Ascomycota; Eurotiomycetes; Chaetothyriales; Trichomeriaceae
Gene: ARG4
Product: argininosuccinate lyase
Exons: 2
Coding region: 1-1416 (471 amino acids)
Cellular component (GO): cytosol
Molecular function (GO): argininosuccinate lyase activity
Source: RefSeq, a predicted model, not a curated record